ACAGCAGCAAAUAUUGUGGAUUGUACCUUAACAAGAUGGUACCUUAUAAGCUACAGUAAGACCUUGUUCAGUAGAUUUGAUGACCAGAGAAAGAGAUACAGCCAUAGAGAAAUGACAGUUGUAUUUGUACUAUGUGGAUACACAUCAACACCCCUGUGCCUUCCAGGUGUGCUCAAGUACUCUAUGGAAUGGGAUUCAAACGAGGAAGCUCAGCAGAACGAGCGUUGCAGUGUCACAUAUAAACACACAGUGACAUUGCAAUUGUCGUCCAGGUCAAGAGGCAAAGACAGUGCUGGUUACUACACACUGUCUUACUAGACAACAGCAGCGGUUCUAUCACGGUCAUUGUCGUUACGAUCCUGAUCCUAGGGUUGUAUAGGGUUCUAUCACGGUCAUUGUCGUAACGAUCCUGAUCCUAGGGUUGUAUCACGGUCAUUGUCGUUACGAUCCUGAUCCUAGGGCUGUAUAGUGUUUUAUUAGGUACUUCCAGGUCAGACGGUCCAACAGACCAACAACAAAUACAGACGGAACGUCUCCGUUACCUUAUAUGGUACACAAUAACAUGUUUUAUAUCAGAGGUUUAUGGAAGCAGCACAAGGUGUUCCUCGGUCCUGUGACUGGACACCUUCAGACCUGUUUGUCCAUCAUAAAGAGGACAAGGAUCAGCUGUUCUCUCAGAACAUACCAUUCAUUCAUUCCCCAGUCCACUGUGGAUUUGAUCUGAUCGGGAUCUGAACUUGAAGAAUGAGAGAAGUGAUUGACAACCUUGUGUUCCAGUCUCUCUCCUCUCCUCCCCAUGGAGCAGUUUAUCAGUGUCUGGGUUCGGGAUCCUCGGAUUCAGAAGAAUGACUUCUGGCAUGCCCACAUGGACUAUGAAAUCUGUAUACAUACCAACAGUGUCUGCUUCACUAAGAAGAUCUCCUGUGUGAGGAGAAGGUACCGGGAGUUCGUCUGGCUCCGGCAGAAACUACAGGCAAACUCCCUACUCAUGGUCCAGCUACCUGAACUACCACCUAAGAACCCUUUCUUUAGCCUGAACAACGCCCAGCAGAUCACAGAGAGGAUGAAGGGCCUCCAGAAGUUCCUUCAACUGACCCUGGAGAGUAAUCUGCUUCUGUCAGACAGCUGUCUGCACCUCUUCCUGCAGUCGGAGCUGGGGGUGUCCCAGAUAGAGGCCUGCGCCUCAGGGAGAACCCAUUACUCUGUGUCCCAGGCCGUGCUGGGCUGCGGCUGCAAACUGCAACGCUUCCACUCCCAGGAGGACCUGUUAGAGACCAGCCGCAAGGAGUCCUGUGACUCCGAUUCUGUUAGUGGGUUUGUAGAGCCGGAGCCCAGCAGUAAAGAUGGAACUGCUUCCUCACCCCCAGAGACCCUAGCUCUGUCUCUACCUGAUAGGACCGGACCUUACCACAGCCAGGAAGAGACCCUAGCUCUGUCUCUACCUGAUAGGACCAGACCUUACCACAGCCAGGAAGAGACCCUAGCUCUGUCUUUACCUGAUAGGACCAGACCUUACCACAGCCAGGAAGAGACCCUAGCUCUGUCUCUACCUGAUAGGACCAGACCUAACCACGACCAGGAAGAGACCCUAGCUCUGUCUCUACCUGAUAGGACCAGACCUAACCCCAACCAGGAAGAGAACCUAGCUCUGUCUCUGCCUGAUAGGACCAGACCUAACCCCAACCAGGAAGAGACCCUAGCUCUGUCUCUACCUGACAGGACCAGACCUAACCCCAACCAGGAAGAGACCCUAGCGCUGUCUCUGCCUGAUAGGACCAGACCUAACCCCAACCAGGAAGAGACCCUAGCUCUGUCUCUGCCUGAUAGGACCAGACCUAACCCCAACCAGGAAGAGACCCUUGCGCUGUCUCUACCUGAUAGAACCAGACCUAACCCCAACCAGGAAGAGACCCUAGCUCUGUCUCUGCCUGAUAGGACCAGACCUAACCCCAACCAGGAAGAGACCCUAGCGCUGUCUCUGCCUGAGAACCAGACCUAACCCCAACCAGGAAGAGACCCUAGCUCUGUCUCUGCCUGACAGGACCAGACC
Molecule: messenger RNA, 2050 nt
Organism: Salvelinus fontinalis (brook trout)
Lineage: Eukaryota; Metazoa; Chordata; Actinopteri; Salmoniformes; Salmonidae
Product: sorting nexin-11-like
Exons: 6
Coding region: 797-1999 (400 amino acids)
Biological process (GO): intracellular protein transport
Molecular function (GO): phosphatidylinositol binding
Source: RefSeq, a predicted model, not a curated record